This is a messenger RNA of Rhipicephalus sanguineus (brown dog tick), 486 nucleotides long. RefSeq names its product sphingomyelin phosphodiesterase-like. The record is from RefSeq and is a predicted model, not a curated record. NCBI's taxonomy places the organism in Eukaryota, Metazoa, Arthropoda, Arachnida, Ixodida, Ixodidae. Bases 1 to 486 code for a protein of 161 amino acids. The transcript has 3 exons.
AUGAAGUUCAUCCCUGCUGAUGGUUCUUGUCCUCGUGCCUGCUACUUUUUGCCGAGCUGCCACAGUGCACCCACGUUCCUUCGCUGGGUCGCGCUCAGAAAAUUUCUUGGUGGGGAGUUUCUGAAGCUGGGACGGCUUGCGCAGCGCCUUGACCAGGACGCGGCAUCACUGACUACCAGCAAUGGCAUUCCCUACUGCGGCAUCUGCAAGCUGUCCACAACCGCGGUACGAGGGUACUUACACGAAGGCUUGCCGGAGUCUGUCAUUACCGCCUUGCUGCGAGAAGGCUGCGGAACCCUGGGCAUCGAAACUCCUCGCGUGUGUGCAGGUCUCGUCCAGCUCUUCAAGGAUGAGUUCUUCUACGUGCUUGGGCACACUACAAUGACUCCGGCCGAGAUUUGCGGCAUAGUCUUCCCAGACGAGUGUCCACCCAGCGGUGUCCUUAACUGGACAGUCCCGUUGCCAGCGAGGCCCAAGCCCCCGUGA